Messenger RNA from Neohortaea acidophila, 912 nucleotides. RefSeq lists its product as uncharacterized. The transcript has a single exon. Bases 1 to 912 code for a protein of 303 amino acids. The record is from RefSeq and is a predicted model, not a curated record. NCBI's taxonomy places the organism in Eukaryota, Fungi, Ascomycota, Dothideomycetes, Mycosphaerellales, Teratosphaeriaceae. Gene Ontology annotation, molecular function: protein binding.
AUGGCUCUAAGCCUGUUGAGCAUCCCCGCCGAGCUUCAGGUCACGAUCAUCGGCAACCUCGACGCCAAAAGCAUCCAACGCGCCCGCAGCGUCUCCUGCAAAGUGAGAGAUCUCAUCGAUACACACAAAGCCUCCCUCGUCAAGACCGUCCUGUGGGCUGAGAACGCCCGACUCCAAGCCUUCCUCGAUCAUCACGACUACAGCGACCUGUCGAUCGUUCAAGCCUUCAGCCGAUGGAUGAAGCACCGAGCAGUCGAGAUCGAGACUUUCACUGGGCCAUUUGCGCCUUGCGUCUUUAUGAUUCAGUUCAUGAGAUCCCGAGCACCGACAUGCCUCCUUGCGCAGGCUGAAAAACACGAGGUUACAAGAAUUGCGUGGAUGUUCGUUUGGGAACACGCCUUAAAGAAGUUAUACCAUGACAUGGAUGGCGAAACCGACUGGACUCCGGGAAAAUUUGUCAGAGAUCUAGUGGGAGACGAAGACCAGUUCAAAGCAUACCACGCCGACAGAUUCUCCUCCAUCAACAGAGAUCACCUCUACGCGAUCUUGAAAGAAGCCGCUGCCCACCCGGAUCUUUUCGAGCGAGAGACGCUGGCCGGAACGCUGCACGGGCAUGACUAUGUAUCUAUCUGCAGUCCGUACCAUUACUGCCCAGCCCGCCGCUUGACAAAGAUCGCCAUUAGCGGCCCAGUUCCUGGACUCGGGUUUCCGGGCGAGAUCAUCAGCGCUACACACCGUGGUGGGGAUGAAAUACCAGAAGUCCUGCAUGCGCCAUCUCUUCCACAGGGUCGUGUGUUCGCAUACUUCGCAUCGGACGAGUGGGCGUUUGGGAAGAUUGUGCAAGCGCUAGGGGGCGCACCCAUGGACCCACUGCUCAAAGCUGCUCUUCUCGAAAAGCUCUUCAUCUUCUGA